Trichoderma virens Gv29-8 is the source of this 1161-nucleotide messenger RNA. RefSeq lists its product as uncharacterized. Bases 1 to 1161 code for a protein of 386 amino acids. The record is from RefSeq and is a predicted model, not a curated record. Gene Ontology annotation, molecular function: DNA-binding transcription factor activity, RNA polymerase II-specific; zinc ion binding. The transcript is spliced from 6 exons. NCBI's taxonomy places the organism in Eukaryota, Fungi, Ascomycota, Sordariomycetes, Hypocreales, Hypocreaceae. Gene Ontology annotation, biological process: regulation of DNA-templated transcription.
AUGGAGAGACCUGCUCCAAGAGCGGUUGACCAGGCACCGCCUACAUUUCUCAGUUUCUGUACGAUCUGCCAGAAGCCUUUCACACAGGAAUACUCAUUCAGUCGCCAUGUCUCUUAUUGCCGUCGUGCCAAUGCGAAGCGUAAAAAUCGGCCAAGGGCAUGCCUUGGCUGCCAUACGUCGAAAAUCAAAUGCAGUCUUGCAAAGCCUCAAUGUAGUCGAUGCCAGGCUCAGGGAUUGGAUUGCACUUAUGACAGGCCCAUGCGCCGCCCGUUGACGGUGGAUGCUUCAAUUAUUGACGGACAGCAGUCGAACCACACAUCUGCGGAUAAUUUGCCACCGAGCGAACCUCAUAUCAUUGAAACGUUUCACAGCGCUACAACUCCUUUGGCGAAUGAGAUAUCUGCGUUCAAUACCACACGAGAAGUUGAUGAAUGCGCUCCCAGUUGUCCAAGCGGUUCUAAAUUGACCUCAUCUGCUACGAUUCCUAGCGCAGGGCAGCCAAUCGUCGAAUCUGUCCCAUUAACUGCGUACCGUAGCGAUUUGUUAGACUCUAGUAGUUCGAUGGCACUAGAAAAUAUACACCCGGGAAGUCUCUCUUCAAAUUUCGCUGUUGAUCAACUCACACACGCCAUCCAUGCCUUCCCGCAAAUGAUGAUGCGCCGGCAGACCUUCCCGCCCUUUAUACACGCUCAUUGGCAUAUGCCAGAGAUGCCAGAGACUCUGGCGAAUUGUAUGAGCAUCGCUCAGAUUUACGCGACUCGGACACCAGAAACCAGGCCAUUCCUCUGGAGAAUGAUAGGAGCCGAGCUACAACGAUUUCAAGGCGAGGCGCAAAGUGCCUCGGUUUACAGCCUCCAGCAUUUUCUGCAAGCGAUUAUGCAAUUUAUCAUCAUGGCAAUUACUGAUCAAGAUACAAUCGCCUUGUCCUGGGCACCGAAGCUAAUCCAGACAUUUCACAUUUUGUGUACUCGCACACGUUCUCUUCUUGGCGGCAACUGUUUCACAUAUUCUGGAGAGAGUAUCCCGGAUGCAACUUGGGAAGAAUGGAUAUUUGCUGAAACCCGACGACGAAUCAUAUGCCUUUGGUUUUUUAUGAGCCGUAUCAUUUCACCUUCGGCUGGCAGCUCUUUCAUGCGUGCCUAUCCUCUGAGCGGAGACUAG